Molecule: messenger RNA, 5217 nt
Organism: Coregonus clupeaformis (lake whitefish)
Lineage: Eukaryota; Metazoa; Chordata; Actinopteri; Salmoniformes; Salmonidae
Product: DNA (cytosine-5)-methyltransferase 3A-like
Exons: 23
Coding region: 213-3272 (1019 amino acids)
Biological process (GO): negative regulation of DNA-templated transcription
Cellular component (GO): cytoplasm; nucleus
Molecular function (GO): methyltransferase activity
Source: RefSeq, a predicted model, not a curated record
AGUGCUGGCCGGCUGGCGAGGUGGAGGACGGGGAGAGAAGAAGAAGGAGGAUCCGGGAGCAAGCGACAACAAAAAGGGUCUGGCCUGGGACUUGGCAAAACGGGGUUCAUCGAAGGGUCAUCAUUUUUUGUUCCUUUGAUAUUAUUUCUCAUAUUUGAAGCUUCUUCUGAUUUCCAUUGAGAAUAUCAUCCAUACGAUUUGCACUCUUGGCGAUGCCGUCCAACACUGUUGCCACCACCAACACCGCUGCAUUCCAAAGCUUAGACUACACCUGCGAUGCACCUGGGAACAGAAUGAGGGAGAGCACGAUACUGGACAAGGAGCUGGUGCCAGAGGAGAAACCAGCUAACAGCAACACCACCUGUAAAGAGGGCCAGCCUGCUGGGAGGAAACACAAGCAGAUACCUGCGGAGGGCAGUGUGUCUGUGAAGGACAGUGUGGCCAGAGGCGGGGGCAACAGUCACACCGGGGUGGCAGCGGAGAGAGAGAGAACGUCUGUGUCUGUGGCGCAGGUGCACAAUGGAGACGUGAGCAGUGGGCACGCAGACAGAGACAGAGACAGGACCCAGGCUGAUGCCAGCGGCUGCCCCAAGCAAGAGAGGAAAGCUCCAGAGAAGAACGGGUUACCAGGUGCCCCUGGUUCCCCCAGUGCCCCUGCCAGUCAGGCUGAAGAAGGCCCCCCCGGACUCCCCACCCUCCUGGGUCAGAGCCGGAGCCUGAGCCCCCCCUCCCUGGAGAACAGGUUUCUAGUGAGCCGGAAGCCGAGCCGGGAGCCGAGCCGGGAGCCGAGCCGGGACGACUCUGACAAAGACAAAGAGGAGACUCUGACAACUCCGCCACGCAAGAAACGAGGCAGGCGGAAACUGGAGCGCCCAACAAAAUAUGUGGAGCAGAAGGAGGAGGAUGGAGGUGAUGCAGUCAAGAACCAGGGAGUUGGAGGCCCUGGGACAGGCAGGCUGCGUGGCUCCGUCAGUCUGCGUCAGAGGCCCAUGCCCAGAGUAACCUUCCAGGCCGGUGACCCAUAUUACAUUAGCAAGAGGACCAGGGAGGAGUGGCUGGCCAAGUGGAAGAUGGAGGCAGAGAAAAAAGCCCAACUGGUGUCAGUGUUGAACUUAAUGGAGGACCAUGAGGAGAUGGAACCUGAGCCACAACAGAAAGAAGAGGUGUCAGUCAUUACACCCCACCAGCAACAACAACAACAACAACAACAACAACAACAACAACAACAACAACAACAACAACAACAGCAGCAGCAGCAGCCCACGGACCCAGCGUCCCCUACUGUGGCCACCACACCUGAACCUGUCCCCAUGGUAGGAGGGGACAAGACGUCCCCCAAGACUGCCGGUACUGAGCCGGAGUAUGAGGACGGGCGGGAUUUCGGCAUUGGGGAGCUGGUAUGGGGGAAGCUGAGGGGGUUUUCCUGGUGGCCUGGUCGUAUUGUCUCCUGGUGGAUGACCGGACGCAGCCGAGCUGCCGAGGGGACACGAUGGGUCAUGUGGUUCGGUGACGGAAAAUUCUCAGUGGUGUGUGUAGAGAAACUGUUGCCUUUCAGUUCCUUCGCCAACGCCUUCCACCAGCCCACCUUCAUCAAGCAGCCCAUGUAUAAGAAAGCCAUCUACGAGGUGCUACAGGUGGCUAGCACCCGAGCAGGCAAAGCCUUCCUAGCCUGUCCAAAGAGCGAUCAGACAGACACCUCCAAGUCAGUGGAUCUACACAACAACCAGAUGAUAGAUUGGGCUGUGACAGGCUUCCAACCCACCGGACCCAAGGGCCUAGAGCCACCAGACGAGGAGCGCAAUCCAUAUAAGGAGGUGUACCCUGACGUGUGGGUGGAGCCAGAGGCGGCAGCCUACACGCCCCCUCCAGCCAAAAAGCCUCGCAAAAGCACAGCAGCCGAGAAACCCAAGGUCAAGGAGAUGAUUGACGAGGGGACGAGAGAGAGACUUGUGUAUGAAGUGAGACAGAAGUGCAGAAGCAUAGAGGACAUCUGCAUCUCCUGUGGAAGUUUGAAUGUUUCCCGUGAACACCCUCUGUUUGCUGGAGGAAUGUGCCAGAGCUGCAAAAACUGCUUUCUAGAAUGUGCGUAUCAGUAUGACGACGAUGGUUACCAGUCAUACUGCACCAUCUGCUGUGGGGGACGAGAGGUGCUCAUGUGUGGAAACAACAACUGCUGCAGGUGUUUCUGUGUGGAGUGUGUUGACCUACUGGUGGGGCCAGGCGCAGCACAGAUAGCUAUAAAAGAGGAUCCCUGGUGCUGCUACAUGUGUGAGAAGGGUCAGAAGGGGGUGUUCGGCCUGCUGGAGCGUCACACUGACUGGCCAUGCCGUCUACAGCACUUCUUCGCUAACAAUCAUGACCAAGAUUUUGAACAACCAAAGCUUUACCCUCCAGUCAUGGCAGAGAAGAGACAACCUAUUCGUGUCCUGUCACUGUUCGACGGCAUAGCAACAGGUCUGCUGGUGCUAAAGGAGCUGGGUAUCCAGGUGGAGCGCUACGUGGCGUCGGAGGUGUGUGACGACUCCAUCACGGUUGGCAUCGUCAGGCAUCAGGGACGCAUCAUGUACGUGGGCGACGUGAGGAACGUCACACGCAAACAUUUACACGAAUGGGGCCCCUUUGACUUAGUGAUUGGUGGAAGUCCGUGUAACGACCUCUCUAUUGUCAACCCAGCUAGGAAGGGUCUUUAUGAGGGCACUGGUCGGCUGUUCUUUGAGUUCUACCGCCUGCUGCACGAGGCUCGGCCCAAAGAGGGCGACAACCGGCCGUUCUUCUGGCUCUUUGAAAACGUGGUGGCAAUGGGUGUCAGUGACAAGAGGGACAUCUCUCGCUUUCUAGAGUGUAACCCGGUGAUGAUCGAUGCCAAGGAGGUGACUGCUGCCCACCGUGCCCGCUACUUCUGGGGCAACCUGCCUGGCAUGAACAGGUUGGUGAGAGAACGACCCUUGACGGCCAUGUGCACUGACAGACUAGACCUUCAGGACUGUUUGGAGCACGGCAGAACAGCGAAGUUUGGCAAAGUGAGGACCAUCACCACUCGCUCUAAUUCCAUUAAGCAGGGUAAAGACCAGCACUUUCCCGUCUUCAUGAACGAGAAGGAGGACAUUCUCUGGUGCACUGAGAUGGAGAGGGUGUUUGGCUUCCCAGUCCAUUACACAGACGUGUCCAACAUGAGUCGGCUGGCCAGGCAAAGGCUUCUGGGAAGGUCGUGGAGUGUACCGGUCAUCCGCCACUUGUUUGCACCACUCAAAGAAUACUUUGCCUGUGUUUAACAAGACUUGGCUCAACAAACCAUCACAAACAUAUAACUGAUGUUGUAACUAGAAACAUGAGCAUUGGUGAAAUUAUACUACUCCCUGGUAUCAUUUCCCAGGCAAGCAAAACAUCAUCAACGUAAAUAUUUCACAUUAUUUCUAGUAAUUUGAAAUGUUCUUCUUAUUCUAUUUAAUAUGUAUAUGUAAUUUUACCUUUUAGCAGUGUUAUCCAGUGUUAUUUUUUAAAUUGAUUUAUUUGUGCAAGCUAUACUUGAGACAAGGCUUUCUUCUCAAGGCACUGAGAAAGAAGUAACUAGGAUCUGUGUGGUUUUUAGAAUAAGGACUGGGAUUGGAUGAUUGGAAAAUAUCUGAAAGAGAGUUUAUGAUACUGUAUGUGCAGUAUGUAUGUGAAAGAUGUUGGCUGUGUAGGCAUGAUUUUCUAUUGGCCAAUAUCUGAAGUGGGUGAAGCAAGCCACCGAUAGUAUAGUCAUGUUGUGUUUUGAUUCCUCCAGCUACUGAGCCUCGCAGAGCUAAAGUGAAUAAGGGUGAUUUUCUUCAGUGUGACAGAAAGCUGUGUCUUAAUGAAUCCAAAACACCAGAUCACAUAUACCUCUUUGUUUAAAGUUUAUAUACACAGUUAACUGAAGGUAAAGGUACUACUGUAAAAUGGUUCCAAUACCCAUGGUGCUUCACGACGAUAGGAAGCAUCACAGUCCAUGUGGCACAGGCACUACACUUUAGACAAGAUGGGAAUUUUAAAGAUAACAUCGCCUGGAAGGUUUUUUUUUUCAGUGUAAUGUUUUGACUAUUUAAAUAAGUUCUGUGUUAUUUUAGUAACUUUAAAUGAUUUCAAAGUGGCGAUUAAUGAAGGCGUGGUGACAGAAGACUGCAGAAUAAUAUGCCAUAUCCUCUUUUCUGUUUUACAGCUUUUAUAAACAUCAAUUCUACUGGUGUUUUUUAAAUCAUUUUUUCAAGCCUUGCUACAUAUAAACUCAGGCUCCCAUGCAUGCCUGUGUCUAACUCUGCACAAACAGAAAAUGAAGCUAGCCACAUGGGCAGUGAUGUAUUCUGUCGUUACAACAACAACAACAACAUACCUUAAGAUCAAAGUCAGUGGUGAACUACUUUUUUCAAGUUUCAUCCUGACCAAUGUCGUUACUGUACAACUGUUAGUGAGCAUGGUGGUUGGACUGGAGGGAGGGCGGGUGGCCUGGGUUUUCCACAACAAAGUAAAGACUCUCCUUCCCUUUUCACCCCUGCAAACUACAUACUGUCAGGUGCAAAUCUUCUAACAAUAUGGUGCGGCUUCACAAUGUUCUUCUACCUUUUUAUAGCAAUUUUGUGCUGUUUUACCAACAUUAUAAAGCACUUUUGAUAUGUAUACUUCCUUUUUUUUCUUUAGUAUUUUAAAAUGUUUCUUCUUGGUUUUUCUUGUGAAAUGUUAUGUUUUUGUUUUUAUGAUGUAAACUGUUCUACAGCUGUGUAAUACAGUAUGUUUUCUAUACAGUAGGGCUGUGCCAAUAGAAGUGGAAGAAUGGACUCAUAGAAUUAUGUUAAAUCCAUGUAUCCAUGGAAAUGAUUGAUUAUUGAUCCUACUCAAUGUACAGUAGAUGAAUAGAAAAUGAUUGAUGUGCCCCAUUUCCAUAUCGUCUUCUGUUGAGAGCCGUAAUUCAGUAUGUCAUCCUCUGGAUAAAAAAAGAAUGUGUCUAUUUCUAUUAAGAUUGUAGGAUUUAAAACAGAGUUAAGGAACUAUGUUGUACCGUAUGUUUGUAACGUUACCUUCCCAAAUGUAUAACAGACCGCAGAUGCAAUGUCCUCUGCACUUUCCUCUUGUAGACCACAAAUAAUUAGAAAAAGCGAGAGAGCGAGAGAGAGUGAUAGAGAGACAGAUUUUCAAACCAUUAUUACAGGGCCAGCUACAGGCAUAAGGAAUAGCUUAUGGCCCCAGGCCGGGUUUUUUUUU